AUGGACGAGACUCUGCGAUUUCUCCUGGAUGUCAUUGGCAAACUUAUUGCCCUCGCCCUCGUGAUCAGCUCUCUGGUCUUGCUGUGCUUGUUGGGCAAGAAGCUUCUGGCGACCGAGGACGCCAGUCGUGGUCAGGCGGAUGGGGCCCCUCCCAGCAGGCCUCCAGAGAAGGGCUACGAACCCCUGAUGAACCCCUGA
Symbiodinium natans is the source of this 198-nucleotide messenger RNA. Lineage: Eukaryota; Dinophyceae; Suessiales; Symbiodiniaceae. The record is from the annotation of a GenBank genome assembly.